Messenger RNA from Chanos chanos (milkfish), 3129 nucleotides. RefSeq names its product cytohesin 1a (gene cyth1a). Lineage: Eukaryota; Metazoa; Chordata; Actinopteri; Gonorynchiformes; Chanidae. The record is from RefSeq and is a predicted model, not a curated record. Gene Ontology annotation, biological process: regulation of ARF protein signal transduction. Gene Ontology annotation, molecular function: guanyl-nucleotide exchange factor activity. Bases 87 to 1286 code for a protein of 399 amino acids. The transcript has 13 exons.
GUUGAACCAGACUCAAAAACUAUUUAAAUAAUAAGUUGAUAAAAUUUUGUCUUUUGUCAGAAUCGGAAUACGCCAAAGUAGACGCGAUGGUGCUGAAAUCGGAAGACGGAGUUGUGCCAGAUGACCUGACUCCGGAGGAGCAGCAGGAGCUGGAGAAUAUCCGUCGUCGCAAACAGGAGCUGCUGGAGGACAUUCAGCGUUUGAAGGAUGAGAUAGCAGAAGUUACAAAUGAGAUUGAAAACCUUGGCUCCACUGAGGAGAGGAAAAACAUGCAGAGGAAUAAACAAGUGGCCAUGGGGCGUAAGAAAUUCAACAUGGACCCCAAAAAGGGGAUCCAGUUCCUCAUUGAGAACGACCUUCUCAAGAACACUAGCGAUGACAUUGCUCAGUUCCUCUAUAAAGGGGAGGGCCUUAAUAAGACAGCCAUAGGCGACUACUUAGGAGAGAGAGAUGAUUUCAACAUCCAAGUCCUUCACGCUUUUGUGGAGCUACACGAGUUCACAGAUCUGAACCUAGUCCAGGCCCUCAGGCAGUUCCUGUGGAGUUUUCGGCUGCCAGGUGAGGCCCAGAAAAUCGACCGCAUGAUGGAGGCUUUCGCCCAGCGUUAUUGCCAGUGCAAUCCAGGCGUCUUCCAAUCCACAGACACGUGCUAUAUCCUGUCUUUUGCCAUAAUCAUGCUGAACACCAGCUUGCACAAUCCCAACGUGAAGGACAAACCCACCGUGGAGCGCUUCAUCUCCAUGAACAGAGGAAUAAACGAUGGAGGAGACCUGCCCGAAGAACUUCUCAGAAAUCUGUAUGAAAGCAUUAAGAACGAACCCUUUAAAAUCCCAGAGGACGACGGGAAUGACCUCACUCAUACUUUCUUCAACCCAGACAGAGAAGGCUGGCUGCUCAAAUUAGGAGGGGGACGCGUCAAAACCUGGAAACGGCGAUGGUUCAUUCUUACAGACAACUGCCUCUAUUACUUUGAGUACACUACUGACAAAGAACCCAGAGGGAUCAUCCCCUUGGAGAACCUCAGUAUUCGUGAAGUCGAGGACAAGAAGCCAAAUUGCUUUGAGCUCUUCAUUCCUGAUAAUAAGGAUCAAGUGAUUAAGGCUUGUAAGACAGAGGCGGAUGGGAGGGUGGUGGAAGGAAACCACACCUUUUACCGUAUCUCUGCCCCCACUGCGGAAGAGAAGGAUGAGUGGAUCAACAGUAUCAAAGCUGCUAUUAGCAGGGACCCUUUCUAUGAAAUGCUGGCAGCGAGGAAGAAGAAGGUCUCGUCAAUGAAGAGGCAUUAGAGCAGCUCAGGAAGCCCGUGUUGCACUUGAGAGAUUCAGGGCAAUGUGGAAUUGCUCCCCCUUGUGGACAGGACUGAGGUUUGCGGUACGGGUGUGAGGCUACAGUUUCCAGCUUCAGCAGUCUCUGUGGGAUUGGGAGAGCUUUUCGACUACUUGGAAGUCGUAAGGGGAAAAUGUGGGGAAUUAGCUGGAAAAGUUCUCCCCCAGACGCCAAACCUCCUCUCGUCUCUUUGCCUCCCGUCUGUGGCGCGAAUGCUCCCUCACUUAACUCAAAUUUAUAUCCGCACGCGCAUGUGUGUGUGUGUGUGAGUGCGUGCGUGUGUGUAUGCAUGUGUGAGUGCGUGCGUGUGUGUAUGCAUGUGUGAGUGCGUGCGUGUGUGUAUGCAUGCGCUUGUGAGGCAAAAUUCACAGGGAAAUGUCCGUCUCUGUUCCCUUCUGGAAACCCCCAAAGAGGUCAUUUUACAUCAUGCUUAACCAAAAUAUUCUCUCUCUCUCUCUCUCUCCGCUCUCUCUCUCUCUCUCUCUCUCACAUGCAUACAUACAAUGUUUUAAUCAGCAGGUCUGACAGAAUGUGGAAUCCCAACCAAACUUUUCUUAUUCUCUUCUGAAAAGGAAAGAGAUCCCUUCUCUGGAGAGCUUUGAUAUGUGUAGGCACUGCGUGUAUUUUUACAUUUUUACUGUAUAUGCUACUUUAAACUCUGUUAGACUUGCUCUUUUGUUGGUUUCAGUCUUUAAAACUGUUUGAAAAUGAAUUGUGACUGAUGACAUUACAUUGUUCAUAGCUUUGGGCAUUUUAUAGAAAAAGAAUCUUUAAAAAAAAAAAAAAAGACAAUACAACAGUUUUUGGGGGAUUUUGUAGGAUGGAAUGCAGUACAUUGCUAGGUUGGUUUGGGUUUAAUGUCAGGUAAUGGUCCAUAGCCAUGCUACCAUGUCCUCAGUGCUGGUUUGAAUACAGAUUCACGACGCGGUUUCUACAGAGAGAAACUCUGUAGAGCUGAAUCCAGAAUGAGAUGAAAGGGCCAGAAAGAACCCUAAAAACACAGUUCUGUCCAAAUCACUCAUUUACCAAAGCCUUUAGCAUUUGCAGUAUUUCUAGUUUGUCCAAAACCAGUAUGGCUACUGAAUGGUUAAGAUAUUUAUAGUGAUCUACUCAUUGGUCAUAUUAGUGGUUUUUGCAGGCGGAAACAAUGUUAAAAUCAGCAAUAGAUAUUAGUAAUUCUUAACCACUGCAGUCACAUUUUUGUGUGUUGACAGAGAAUGGUUUUAGUGAAUUUUAUGAUUGGAAGACCCAUCAGGGUUUAACUAAAUUUUUACAGCACCCUGUUAAAAUGGCAGGGUAAUCAAAUGUCCCCGCUCAACAGGAGAAAAUGUUUCUGUGUGCCUAAUAUCAGAAGUUGCGGUGGGGCUAGCCUUGUUUAGUAAAGCUGAGAAGCUUUGUCAUUAAUUAAAUCACAAAACUUUGUGAACAUCAAGUGAUAUUUCAAUGAUAACUGCAUUGAACUGCAGUUUGAUUUCUGUAAAACAGCUCAAUCUUUCUGUCUUUACCAGUGCCUGCCUUAGAUUUUACACUGUCAUCACCUAUUAGCUCUUCAGGUUUCUAGGAAAGUUUCCUUUUUGCUAAUUUCAGUGCACUGGUUGUUGUGUCAAAAUAGUCGAUCUAAACAGUAUUUGUUUAUUUAUCCAGGAUGUAUAUACUUAAGUGUAUAGUGAAUAUCUGUCUUCAUUUUAUAUAAAUGUAAAAGUUUGUUGUUUAUGUAGCAAUAUUGUAUCAUUAGCUGAGUGCCAUUUUUGUCUUUUUUUCCUCUUUUUUUCAUGUAAAAUAAAGACUCACAAUAUUAAUUAC